GGGACGUAGCAGUGGUGUUACGUCAGCACUUGACGAACGUACACACACACGCACACACAUACACACACAUACACAGCUCUCGCUCUCUAUAUAUAUUUAUACACACACACACACACACAUACAUAUCUACACGUACACACGCACCAAAGAGAUGGCGGAGCAACCGUCUAAGACAGAUAUUUCGGCUGUCUUCAAGCGACUUAAAUCUAUUCCAUGUAACAAGCAAUGUUUUGAUUGUGGCAGUAACAAUCCUACAUGGGCCAGUGUAACUUAUGGAGUAUUCCUGUGUAUAGAUUGUUCAGCAGUUCACAGAUCCCUUGGAGUCCAUGUUAGCUUUAUCCGGUCUUCCCAGCUUGAUACCAGCUGGACAUGGUUGCAACUGCGUACCAUGCAGGUUGGAGGUAAUGGAAAUGCGAUCAGUUUCUUUCGGCAACAUGGCUGCACUACCAAUGAUGCCCAGCAGAAGUACCAUAGCCGUGCUGCCAAUCUCUACAGGGAACGUUUGCUAACUCAGGCUCAAAACAUGAUGAAACUUCAUAAAGACAAGCUGCACCUGGAUAGUACUACCCAUGUGGAGGAACCAACACCACCAAAAGAAGUAGAUUUCUUUGAGGAAGUUUCUGACAAUAUUUUGCUGUGCAACAACAGCACAAAUGGUAUUACAGACAGCUCUAAAGUCUUUUCAGAAACACUCACCCAUAACAACAACAAUGUCAAACUCUCAGCAACAAAACUUUAUACAGACACUAAUGUUGCUGAAGGUCCAAAUGUGGAUGUUGCCUUAAGUUUAUCAUCAAACCAAACAGAACCCAGAAAAUCUGUGUUAACCUCGAAAAAAACUAGUACUUCCAAGAAAGGCAAAGGUGGCCUUGGAGCACAAAGAGUGAAGGCAAAUUUUACAGAGAUCGAAUCUCGUGCACAGCGUAAGGAUAAAGAGAAAGAAGACCUGGAGGCUUUGAGGAAUAUGGAACAAGUGAGGAAUAAAGCUGAAGAAGAAAGGCAAAUUGCCUCGAUGAAAUUAGCAUAUCAAGAUAUGAAAUUAGAAAGGAAGAAAGAAGAGGAAAAAUUAAAAUCUUCUGACCCCCAAAAAGCAGCUCAACUGGAACGGCUUGGGAUGGGUUUUUCCGGUAGUCGAGGGGUCAGUCACUCCAUUCUCUCAGACAUGACCGUCAUCGACCAAGAGACACCAAGUGGCCGGACAUCAAAUUCCUCUAAUUUGGAUAGAUUUGAAAGCAGCCAGAGUGGUCGCGACUUUUUUGAGGAUGAAUUUGACAAGUUAGGAGGCUUUUCUUUAAGCUCUAAGUACCGUGAUGGUAUGUUUGGCAGCAGCAGCAGUGGUGGUGGUAGUUCCAGUUCAAAUUCCAAAUGGGGUUAUUCUAACCGAACUGGUUCUUGGGAUGUUGAUAGAUUUGAAACUAAAACUAGUUUUACAGACCCAGUUCCCAGCUAUGAUGAUUCUGAUAAGCCAAGCCGCAACAGAAAAGUUGUUGAAGUCGAAACCUCUAGCACUGCUCAGAACAAAUUUGGCAAUGCUAAGUCAAUAUCAUCGGAUCAGUUCUUUGGGCCAAGAGACCCUGCGAUGGAGCACAAAGCGACUUUGAGCAAGUUUGCAGGCAACUCAAGUAUCUCCAGCGACGACUUCUUUGGAAGGACUUCACGUGGUUCCAAUUCGGAUUCCGGCCAGUACUCCGGAACUGACCUCUCUGACAUCAAGGAGGGAGUCCGACAAGGAGUUACUAAGGUAGCUGGCAAGUUGUCAAGCCUCGCCAAUGGAGUGAUGUCUUCAUUACAGGAAAAAUAUGGCAGUUGAUGUCUCACAUUUGUCUACACUUGAUUCGCCUCUGUCAUCCUAGAAUUCCAUUUUCUGUGAUGAUGAUGAUGAUGAUGAUGAGCUCUUGAGUCUGACAACAAUAUUUUCAUCCUCCAAAAAAGUAAAAAAAAAAAAAAUUGUUGCUACUA
Molecule: messenger RNA, 1959 nt
Organism: Octopus sinensis (East Asian common octopus)
Lineage: Eukaryota; Metazoa; Mollusca; Cephalopoda; Octopoda; Octopodidae
Product: ADP-ribosylation factor GTPase-activating protein 2
Exons: 12
Coding region: 152-1810 (552 amino acids)
Biological process (GO): COPI coating of Golgi vesicle
Molecular function (GO): GTPase activator activity
Source: RefSeq, a predicted model, not a curated record